This is a messenger RNA of Rangifer tarandus platyrhynchus (Svalbard reindeer), 1047 nucleotides long. The record is from the annotation of a GenBank genome assembly. Lineage: Eukaryota; Metazoa; Chordata; Mammalia; Artiodactyla; Cervidae.
AUGGAAGCUUCCCGACUCCGCCUGGCACGCCAGGAACGCAGCUCCACACCGCCACCCGGGGUGGCCGCGCGGAGCUCCUGCAGAGGCGGGGAACGGAGGCGGCGCCCUGCUAGGCGGCCCGGCCAGCAGGUGCGCCCGUGGGCUUGCUCGCCCACCGCCCUGCCCCCACACGCCCCCACUCCCCACGGGGUAUCGCAUCACCUGAAGGCUCAGAGAGCUACGCCGCUGGCCGGGAUCCCGGACCCUCGCUUCCCCACGUACUGGCCGCGCGCUGGCUGGAGUAGAAAAAGUUUCUGGGAGAGGAAGGGGCGGAAGACGACGCCGCCCAUCCCAGACCCGGACGGCCACCGCCGGACGAGGGGCGCAGAAAGGAAGCGCGCUCCGCCAGGUCCUCAGCGGGGUCCCACGCCCGCAGCCACUCUCCGCCGUGGGGUUCCCGGGGUAAUUCCGGAUUCUCCCCCGAAACCAUCAGUGUGCUGCCGAAGCGCGCGGACUGCCGGAGCGCCGUCCCCCACCGCCCAGCAUCCGAGCGUCCCAGGCGGGCACCGCACGCGCCCCCAGCCCGGCCGCCCGCGCGCGCGCGCUCUUACCCGGAGACGGUUCGGCGUGGCGGCCCGAGCUCGCGGCGAGAGCGGCGGGCGGGACGCCGUGCUCCCGGGGCGCAGGCCCCUCUCGGCGCGUCCCGGCGUCCGGCCGCUGCGGCUCCGCCCGCUCCCUCGCGCCGCAGUAGUAACACCUGCCCCGCGCCCGCCGCCCGCCAAUCCCGAGGCCGCUCUCGGCCGUCCGCACUCGGCGCGGGCCCGGCCUCCCAGUGCGACCCCCGCCUCACGACCCGCCCCCCUCGGGCCCGGGGAGGGGGAGAAGUUUGCGGUGGGCGGGGCCGGCCGCGCGCCCCCGGCGACACCCGGCGCGCCCCGCCACCCACGGGCGCUCCGAGCCUCUCGCGCACCGGGAUUGGCUGCGAGGGGCGGCGGGCGGGCGCCUCCCCGCGCUUGGGGACCGGCUCGCGGGCGGGAGGGAGCCGAUUUGCUCCGGGGCUACGGAUGA